UUUCAGUCGUUCUGUUGCUUUUUGUUUGGGUUAACAAUAGAGGGGGAGAGAGAGAAAGAGAGAGAGAGAGAGAGAGAGAGAGAGAGAGAGAGAGAGAGAGAGAGAGAGAGAGAGAGAGCCGAGCGAACAGAAGCGCAAGCUGCUCUCCAUGCCUUCAGUCUAGCGGAGCGGGCGAUGGAUGUGAGAUUUUACCCUGCACCUCCUUCAAGCGUGGGCUCCUGUACAUUACCCACCGACACCAGCCUCUCCUCUCUGGACUAUUACCACUCCAACAAGAGCAGAUACGGUGUAGGAGAUCGAGGUGUUAGGCUGUACGGCGCUUUACCCGUGAGGCCCAACCCUGAGGAGAAAAGACUGCCCUCUUCAGGGUUUGAUGGUGACAACAUGUACAUGAGUGAGAACAACCAAGAGUUCCUCUCCCCGAGUCAGCAGAAUUACUCAGGACAGGGAGGGGGCAGCGGGAACGGCGGAGGGGGGGGGGACGAGGAUUACGAGAUCCCCCCUAUAACCCCUCCGAAUCACCCCGAGCCACCGCUGCUGCACCUGAUGGACCACGAUUCCAGUUACCUGUGUCACUCCAUCUCUCACAAUGGCCUGAUAAACCCGUACGCCUACACCGAGCUGCCCCUCAUGAUGCCCAAUGUGCUCACCCAGGACGGACACCUGCUGUCCAGCCAGAUACCCUCGAUGCCGGCGUUUGCGGGGCAGGCGGGCAGUCAUUACCCCCGCGCCCACCACAGCCCCAUGCUAAACCCAUCUGCCCGGAUACUGUCCCACCCCAUGAGCGCCCUGUCCCAGCUCAGCUCUCAGAUUGGCCAAGGCUCCUUUACACACGGUUCCCCGUCAUCGUCAGGAAGUCAGUCAGCCACGCCCUCCCCCUCGAGCUCCGCCCAGGAAGAGGAAGCAAAGUACCACUCAAAGAUCACAGGAGAGAAGCGACCCUCCUCUGACAUGAUGAAGCCCAAGCCCAAACCUCAGAAGAAGAAGAAGAAGAAGGACCCCAAUGAGCCACAGAAGCCCGUCUCAGCCUACGCACUCUUCUUCAGGGACACUCAAGCUGCCAUCAAGGGCCAAAACCCCAACGCCACAUUCGGGGACGUCUCCAAGAUUGUGGCCUCCAUGUGGGACAGUCUGGGAGAGGAACAGAAACAAGCAUACAAACGGAAAACAGAAGCAGCGAAGAAGGAGUACCUGAAGGCCCUGGCAGCGUACCGAGCCAGCCUGGUUUCCAAGACCUACAGUGACCCGGUGGACAGCAAAAGCGCCCAGUCUAGUCAGCCGUCGUCACACAUGAUGCCCCCCAACGCCCCCCUGUACAGCGUCCCGCCCCAGCCCUCCUCCCCGUACCUGGGCCCCAGCCCCUUCCCCCUCUCGGACCUCCAGAGCUACGCGGCGGGGGCUCCCAGACACGGCCUGCCCCGUUCGGCCAUGCUGCCCGCACUCAGUGCCUCCCCCCCAGCGUCCUUCCAGAUCAGCCCUCCCCUCCACCAGCAGCUCUCUCUGCACCAGGGCUCCCUCCUCAACCAGCCAAUCCGCAUGCAGCAGGUCCAGUCGCAGCCAAUCAUCUCUCACCAGAUGGGCCUCCAGGCUCCGCUGCACUCCCCACCCCCAGGACAGCAGGGAUUCUCUCACUUACAGUCCGAGUAUCAGAAGAGCGUGGGGGGGUCUCAGUCUCCAGGGGCUCCGAACCCAGUGGGCCAGAACCCCGACUGGGACAGUGAGUACUGCAACCGGGAAUGCGGUGGAAACCACUGCAGUGGCAGUAUGAUAGGCAGGGAUAAGCCACUCUACCUCACUUGAAGCAAAACAAGGAGAACGGAAAGAGAAAAGAUGAAACAACACCAGGGAGUCCCCAGCACCUCUCCACCCUUCCCAGACAUCAUCCGUUUCCCUCAGUGUCAUUUUUCAUUCGUUUUUAGAAGGAUGUGUGUGUGUACGCGUUCUGAAGACUACUAGUGAUCCUUUCAUUUUUGCCAAGCACUUAAAAAAUGUACAGGCCUCUCCGCCAGAGACCUCAGAGAGCACUCACCCCGUCUCUGAAUAAACUUAAAAGAAAACGUCAAAAAAAGAUGUAUAUAAGAAAAAACGAAAAGGAAAAAAAAAUAAAGCAAACUACCAUUAACCUGGCCCUCAGGGCAAAUGAGCUUUAACUAAAACAGAGGAAAACUCUCCUCGUAGUUUCUCAGUUACUUUCCUCCUGGUCUCAUUUUUAUUUUAUUUUUAGUUUUUUUGGUUUUGUUUUGUUGUUGUACUUUUAUUUAUUUCCUGCUUGCAACAGAACGCUUCUUUUGGCCAAUAACAGGUCCUUUACUUUAGAGAAAAUACUCUUCUGAGGGCGAUACGUUGCUGUUCAAAUAAUGCUCUGUGAAUUUUAGGCAAAAAAACAAAACAAAAAAACAGACGAGAAAAAAAUAAAUGCGCAAAUGGAAAAAUUGAUAAAUACAACUUCUUUUUGUAAUUUUAAAGACCCGUGUAGGUCUUUGUUGAUCUGUCACAGUGUGAUUGUAAAUAUCACUUUUUUGGGGGUCAAAUUGGGAAGAUGAAGUCCAGAUAUUUUUUCUUCUUUAAUAUGACUUAUAAUUCAUUGAUUUGUAUUUUAAAUGGUAUUUUGUGAAUGCGUGCCGGCGUGAAUGAGCGUGCGUGAGUGUAUUUGUGCGUUGUGUAACUGAACAGCCUGUGCAGGUGAUAUCAGAAGAGUGUUUCCACACGUACACAAUCUUGCAUUAAACUCUGUGCUCACUGGUGUGAUUUCCCAAAAAAAGAUCUAUGGCAAAAACCAUGACAGACUGCAUGACCUGGCUCUCCAUUUAGGCUCCCCGAUUCAUCAGAGCCUCAUUUUUGAUUUCGAAACGGACUCCCGCACAAAUCUGUAUGAAAGCCCGUUUCUGCCGCUGAACAAAAAAUAAAUUAAAUUACAUGAAAUUCUUUUUUUUUCUCACAAUUGCAAGUUUACAUCUUGCAGUUCUUGCGAUUCUGACUUUUUGUGAGAUGUAAACUUGCAAUUAAAUUGGACUUUGUAACUCGCAAAAAAAAAAAAAAGUCAGAUCAUGCAAUUCUGAGAAAAAAUGUCAAAAUCGCAAGAUGUAAACUUGCAAAUUUGAGGGAAAAAAUCCGAAUUGUGAAAUUAAAUGUGGCAUUUUUUUUUUUUUUUUCUGUGGCGGAAGCGGGCUUCCGUAACUCUGAGAUCGCAAACGUACGGUUUUACAAAGCGUGUUCACAGCCAAACUCGUGAGGUGAUUUGAUCGACUUUGUCGAUUUACUCUCAGGUUCUAAAUGCGACGUAUAGAAGCGUAAAAGUUCUGGAUUCAGGUCAAAGGCCAGAAACACACUUUGUGCAAGUACGCAGACGUGAACACGUUUCCAAAUGUUUGCGCAAUGAAACCUCAGUUUGUUAAACUCGCCGCUUCCGGCAACACGGAUCAUGCACCGCAUUUCACGUUCGCGUACUUGCACGGAGUUUGUUUCGAGCCUAAAGCAGUAGUUCUAUUGAAACCCGGGUCGUUUGUUUUGCCUGGUCUUGACUGACGUUAAAUCCACCACUAUGACAUGUAAAGGUGAACUAUAAUGUUCUCAAUGUGAGAUAAUACAGCACACAGUAAAACAACAGUGGGUCUAUAGUUUUCUAGUAGCUUUUGCUAGAUGUUUUAUUGUGUUGAUCUCAUCUUUAAGUUUUGUGGGAAAAAAUUAAAUACAUUUGAUCAUUUAGUCGAACGUUUUAUUUUAAUCUUUUUUUUUUCUACUGUAGCAUACUAUUUUUAGUUGAAUUAAAAAGAAUAACUUCUAAGACAUUUAAUUUGUGUACAAACCUGCCAAUUGUAGUUAUUUUAUUUGUAAAGUCAGCAAUGAUAAUUAUUUUAAAACUGUUAUCAGCAAGUUGCCCAUCAGUUAAUAUUUAAUAAUGUUUAACAGGUUUCUAUUUAUGAACAAAAUGAGAUCACUUUUGCUUAUAACUACAAUAUUUGAAUUCUAUUGUUUUUUGUUUUUGUUUUUGUUUUUUUUUUUGUUUUGGAUGAUGAUAAUGAUGAUGACAAUUGCUUUUAUUUUUUAUUUUUACUUUUUGAAUGCUGGUUUUUCUUUCCUUGCCAGCCAGGUCAUUUUGUGUCACUAUGCCUUUUUGUUUCAUUUUGUCCGUAAUAAAAACGUUAAAUGAGAA
Messenger RNA from Labeo rohita (rohu), 4153 nucleotides. RefSeq names its product TOX high mobility group box family member 2 (gene tox2). The record is from RefSeq and is a predicted model, not a curated record. Gene Ontology annotation, cellular component: nucleus. Gene Ontology annotation, molecular function: chromatin DNA binding. Lineage: Eukaryota; Metazoa; Chordata; Actinopteri; Cypriniformes; Cyprinidae. Gene Ontology annotation, biological process: regulation of transcription by RNA polymerase II.